Lycium barbarum (goji berry) is the source of this 1522-nucleotide messenger RNA. Its product is annotated as alkaline ceramidase TOD1. The transcript is spliced from 4 exons. NCBI's taxonomy places the organism in Eukaryota, Viridiplantae, Streptophyta, Magnoliopsida, Solanales, Solanaceae. The record is from RefSeq and is a predicted model, not a curated record. Bases 82 to 1452 code for a protein of 456 amino acids.
AAAAAGGAAAAAAGACAAUUUGCAUAGGAUGAUAACAACAAUAGUCGAUGAGAUGUUUUUUCUGUUAUGGAGAAAAGGUAAAUGGGGAUCAAGGCUACAUCGUCCAAACCACUCUUCUGUUACUCAAAACUUUUCUGUGUCUCUAUAAGCUAUCUCUUCACCUCUCUAUUUUUAGCUCUUUACACUUCUCUAAUUUCACCAACCACUUGCCUUUUCAGAUAUUCACCUAAUGAUCCAAUUCAAACACCUCUUUUUGUUUACAAUUCUACUUAUGGAGAACACAAACAUGCCCUUCCUACUUUUCGUUCUUCUUGUAAUUCCCCUGUUUAUUUCUCAGAUUAUUGGAAUGCUUUGAAGGAAAUCAAUGAAUUUAAUGAGAAUUCGACGUUUCUUGGUUCGCGAAAUUUGAGGUAUAUUCAGGGGAAUGCUGAUAGUUUUGGUGGAAAUUUCAGUACAAAGAAGAGGUUUUCUUAUUUUGAUCAUCCUGUUGUUGAUGGAAUUGAAGUUCCUUGUGGAUUCUUCAAAAAAUUCCCUAUCAGUAAAUCUGAUAGGAUAGCCAUGGAAAAUUGCAAGGGAUUAGUGAUUAUUUCAGCAAUAUUCAAUGACCAUGACAAGAUCAGGCAACCAAACGGACUUGGUAAAGAGACACCCUACUCAGUAUGCUUUUACAUGUUUGUAGAUGAUGUGACACUCAAGGGACUUCAAUAUCACAACUUAGUUUCAACAACAUUAGAAGAGAAGAAUUCAGUGGGAGUAUGGAGAAUCGUGAAGGUUGCAAAAGAAAAUUUGUAUGAGAAUUCAGCAAUGAAUGGAAUAAUUCCCAAAUAUUUGGUUCAUAGGCUUUUCCCAAACUCAAAAUAUAGCAUUUGGGUAGAUGCCAAAAUGCAGCUAGUUGUUGAUCCAUUUUUGUUGAUUCACUCACUUGUUGUUAUGGAAGACGUUGAUAUCGCUAUUUCAAGACAUCCUUUAUAUGUUCAUACAAUGGAAGAAGCAAUGGCAACUGCUAGAUGGAAGAAAUGGUGGGAUGUUGAUGGAUUGAAAAAACAAAUGGAAACAUAUUGUGAGAAUGGCUUGCAACCUUGGACUCCAGAAAAGCCUUACCCUUCAGAUGUACCAGAUAGUGCAAUAAUCUUGAGGAAACAUAGUGUGGCAACCAAUCUAUUCUCCUGUCUAUUAUUUAAUGAACUUGAAGGAUUUAAUCCAAGGGACCAAUUGCCCUUUGCAUAUGUGAGGGACCUGAUGAACCCAAAACUGAAGAUGAACAUGUUCGAUGUUGAAGUAUUUGAACAGGUGGCAGUCGAGUACAGACACAACCUUAAAAAUGAUGGGGUCAGUAGUACAAAAGUGAUGCCCAAAAAGACAGAGAAAGCCAGCUCUAAAUUCCUUGUGAAUGGGACUGGUAGUAAGUGUGAUAACCACCUUUUAAAAAUGUGGGGUGAAUCCCAAGAUUGAUUUCAUGUAUUUUUUAAGAGUUCAUUUUUUAUACAUUGAUAUUGUAUAAGAAUUUUAUAACAUUAAGUUA